GAGUAAACUUUCGUACAUUGUAUCCUCUGAAAAUCUCAUCUUUUGGGAUCACAUAUUAUGAGUAUCAUGUAAACAGUGAUUAUGUUUAUUAAAAAUACACGUAUAAGAAUUUAUAUAAUCAAUAAUGUUUCUUUGAAUUGAUAUUAAGAUAAACAGAUAGAAAAAUUUAUCAAAUGAUCAUAGAUACUUUUGUUUUUUCUUGUUUGAAUUUAAUAGAAUGUCCACAUGUCAAGACGUACUAUAAAUAACUUUGGUCCUAAUUUUCUCUAUUUUGUGAAUUUUGAUCAAAACAUCAAAAAUUUGCACUUCUGGACUAAACUUACUUGGAUUUCUUAAAGCGGGUCGGGCGGCCCGAAUUCGAGUUUUUUUUUUUUGUCAGUUAGGACAAUUUUCUCAAAUUAAUUCAACCUCUUUGGUUCAAAAUUAGGGCUGAGAAGAAAAGGGCCGUUGAUUUUGAAUAGCAAACGAAUUUGAGCUUUGGGAAUCAUCGUCUUCUCGUUGCAUUCAAUCCAUACGUAUCAUCUGUUGCAGCCAUGACUGAGUUUUGGGUUAGCCAAGGAAAUAAAUGGUGUGAUUUCUGCAAAAUCUUCAUAUCGAACAAUCCUUCAAGCAUUAGGAACCAUGAACUUGGUACGCGUCAUAAGGAAAAUGUGGCAAGUAGGCUCAACACAAUGCGACAGGAGAAAGCUACAAAAGACAAAGAGUUAAAAGAAGCAGCCCGUGCGCUGGAGCAAAUUGAAGCAAAAGCGCAACGCAGCUAUCAGAAGGAUAUGGAUCGGUUUAAAGAGGCCAGAAGUACUAAUGGAUCUGCUGUAUCAGAAGAGUGGGAGUAUGACAGCUCAUCCAGCUACUAUUACAAUCAAAGUAAUGGAUGUUACUAUGAUCCUAACUCCGGCUUCUAUUAUACAGAUGCUUUAGGCAGGUGGGUAACACAGGAAGAGGCACUUGCUGCAACUCAAGUUUCUUCAACGUCCAUUUCAAAGAAACCUUUAGCGAAAGCACCUGUAUCAACAAUGGGUGCUGGAUCUUCAGAAAAUAAAACCAAAGAAUCUCCUCAAAAUGGUCCUCCACUGGGGCAUGUUGUUUCAACUCCUCCAAAUCCCAUGAGAUCUGUCAAAGGUAAACCUUCUUCAUUGAUGGUUAACAAAAGAAAAAGGGAGAAUGAGAAGCCGAAAGCCGUCACUGAGGAGGAAGCAGCAGCACGCAAGGCCAGGGAGGCUGCAAGGAAGAGAGUUGAAGAGAGAGAGAAAUCACUGCUUGGUCUUUAUAAGCAUUGAUUUGUUUAUGGUUUAGAAACAUUUUCUUGCUGAAAGGAGGAGUAUUUGAUGAGGUGAUACCAAACAAGUAUGGUGAGGAUUAUUCAAUGGCAUUUACAACAUUCAAUUAUCCAAAAUUCAUCUUCAUCCUAAACAAUGUUAGGCUGAUAAGGUGAUAUUCUAACUGAUUUGCGAGUUGCCGACUGACGGUAAAUUAAAUUAAAUCCCUUACACGGAGAGUCUAUGCUAGGCAUGCAGCCUAAUCUAUUUAUCUGUUUCCAGCCAGUGAGCUGCCAUUAGCAUCGUGAAGUUGUAUGUUUGUUGUAUCAUGUGCGGUUUAUCCAAAGUAAAACGUUUUAACUUGUGCUGCUUUAUACCAGUAAAUGUGUCUCUUUUUUGCUCAAAGUUGUAAGAGUAUAUUGCAGAUGAAUAUAUUUGGUUCUUAUUAUUUCCAUUCUGUGACUUUCAAGAUCAA
This is a messenger RNA of Capsicum annuum, 1731 nucleotides long. Its product is annotated as zinc finger protein ZOP1. Lineage: Eukaryota; Viridiplantae; Streptophyta; Magnoliopsida; Solanales; Solanaceae. The record is from RefSeq and is a predicted model, not a curated record. Bases 534 to 1277 code for a protein of 247 amino acids. The transcript has 6 exons. Gene Ontology annotation, biological process: mRNA splicing, via spliceosome. Gene Ontology annotation, cellular component: precatalytic spliceosome; nucleus. Gene Ontology annotation, molecular function: RNA binding; zinc ion binding.